Penicillium cinerascens is the source of this 1512-nucleotide messenger RNA. RefSeq lists its product as uncharacterized. Bases 1 to 1512 code for a protein of 503 amino acids. The transcript is spliced from 5 exons. Lineage: Eukaryota; Fungi; Ascomycota; Eurotiomycetes; Eurotiales; Aspergillaceae. The record is from RefSeq and is a predicted model, not a curated record.
AUGAAGCGGUCUGCUUCCGCACUUGAAGGUCCUCCCGGUUGGGAUGUUGCUCCCCCUAUGAUGACUCCCAAUUGCUCUGCAUUCCGCUUGCCUUAUGCCCACUACGCCAUGAUCUAUCUCGACCACGAGGGCAAGCUCAAGGUCGAUGAAUCUUCUUCUAUCCAGGAGCAGAACUCGACCGUCUUUACCCCUGACGUUCGCCAAAACUUCCUCGAGAUUCUCGGUGAGAGAAUUGGUUUCCACCAACCCAUCACUCGCCGCACUUUGGACGCCUCGCCACGCCGUGUGCGCCGCCGUCAGGGCCCCGCUCCCUCCCUUGCUGAUGACCGUCUGGUUGAUCAAGUCUCCGACAGUGAUGACUAUCCCCAAACUGCAUCCAACGACAUGGUCCCCCUCCGCGUGGGAGAGACUCAAAAAGUUACCAGCUAUUACGAGAGUGCUUUGAAGCACUUCCAGCAGCUCAACUGUCGCAUGGUCGCCAAAGCCUUUAUCAAGUUUAUUGAGCCCCGUAAGCAGGUUCGUCACCCUUACAACGGAGGCAAGCCCCCGCCGGGAUCUGCCCCUGGCACCACUGGCGACCCCGAGAAGACCAAGCCCGAGUGGUGGCCCCCUGGUGUUAUGCACAAGGAGCCCGACCACCUGCGCAAAGAGUAUCGCAUUGAACUCCUGCUUCACAUCAUUCGAAAACUUGGAAGCCAUGGCAUUACAGCCGACAAGCUCAAGGAGGUCGCUGGCGACACUAAGCGGAGCUUGAAGCACCCUUCCCACGUCGAUAUCAUCUUUGAGAUCCUGCGGGUGCGAAAGAUGGAGGAGCGCUAUGAGCGCGGUGAAGUUGAUGCCAACAUGGUAGUCUAUGUCCAGAAUCGAGGCCCCAGCCCCAAGGGCGAAGACGAAGACGAGGAUGCCAACGAACUUCCCACAAUCAGUGUCCCCGAGCACAUCGAGGACGGUCUUUUGACCCCGACCUCGUCCGUCGGGCAAGUCAAUGCCCCUAUCACAACACCCAUCGACACAAUGCCUCUUUCCCACGGCCGCUCUAUGCCAGGCAGUUUCUCAAUGGGCGAGCCCCUGAGCUUCGAAGCCCCUCGCCACGACCGUCCAUACUACACAACCCCGCCGCAGUACUCAGACUCAUUCUCGCAACCCAUGCUCAGCACACCCGUCAGCGCCGAGAUGAUCAGCCCACAUGAAGUCUCCGUCUUUGACUACUCGACGCAAAACCCGUACCCGACUUCAUCACCCGACCAGCAUCGCACAGUACCGGGCCAGUACGACGCCUGGACACCCACAUUCCGCCAAAACAUCUUCAGCCCAGUGGACUACAGCGCACCACCAACCAGCCAGGGCUUGCCUCCACCCGCAAUGCCCUACCACAUGCCCAUGGCAUCACCAGCCCAGAUGCACGACAUGCACCACGUUCAGUCACCCAUGGACAUGAGCCAGCGUGCCCUUCCUUUCCGCACAGGCUCUUUAGGCCACCCCCACGGCCUGCCUCUCACGCACCAGGCCUAA